This is a messenger RNA of Lampris incognitus (smalleye Pacific opah), 4275 nucleotides long. RefSeq names its product vasorin b (gene vasnb). The coding region runs from base 131 to 2185 and encodes 684 amino acids. The transcript has 3 exons. Lineage: Eukaryota; Metazoa; Chordata; Actinopteri; Lampriformes; Lampridae. Gene Ontology annotation, cellular component: plasma membrane. Gene Ontology annotation, molecular function: protein binding. The record is from RefSeq and is a predicted model, not a curated record.
GAGCGCAAAACGUCCCCCCGUCCGACGACAACGCGGAAGCAGCUCUGGCCCCGCCCCGCGGAGAGGAGGCGUGAGAGCAGAGGAGAGGGCAACUCUACUGGGCUGUGCAGGAAGAGAAAGAGUGCACACCAUGAAGGUCCUUCUCCCUCCGCUGACGCCGUUCCUCGUCUUCCUUCUCCUAACUGACGACACCCUGUCCAGCAAUUGCCCGAAGGACUGCUCCUGUUCCACGCCGGAGUCCAUCUUAUGUUUCCAGCGACGGUCCUCCACCAUUCCCCAGGGAAUUCCCCCAGCCACAAAGAGCCUGUACCUGUUUGCCAAUGGCAUUGAGGGUUUGACUAGAGAGGACUUUAAUGGUCUGGAUAGCCUGGAGAUGCUGGACCUCAGUCAGAACAAACUGACUGAGCUUCCUGAGAGGGUGUUUGAACCUUUAUCCUCUCUGAACAACCUGGACUUGUCGUCGAACCAGAUCACUCAUAUUUCUGAGGGAUGCUUCCAGGGUAUGGUACUGCUGGAGCGUCUCUAUCUGUACAGUAACCACAUCAAGACUAUCCAUCCUGCAGCCUUCAAUGGCUUGGAGCAGCUACUCGAGCUAAAACUGCAGGGGAACCAGCUCACAUCUCUCCCUACUCUCUCCAUGCCCCAACUGCUACUUCUAGACCUUCGCUUUAAUGUGCUCCCCUCCCUGGGUCCUUCAGAUCUCCAAACCCCCAACCUUGAGUCCCUGAAGCUAGCUGGGGUGGGGCUCAAAAACCUGGAUGACGAGUUGAUGGCUAGUCUGGGGAACCUGCAUGCGCUGGACAUAUCAGGAAACCAGCUGGAGACAUUCCCUCCAGCACUGAAAGAGGCAAGGGAGAUGAUCCAUCUCAGCCUGGCUGGGAAUCCUUUAGGUCCUCUGAAGCUAGAAGACCUGCAGAACUUGGGGGAGCUUCAGGAGUUGGACAUUAGCAGCCUCAGUCUGCAAGGCAUCCCUGAGGAUUUCCCCCAGCUUUUCCCUCACAUUAAGAAGCUGACUGUGGCUGAAAAUCCCUUCAACUGCCUUUGCACCCUCGCCUGGUUCCCUAGCUGGCUGAGAACUAGGGGCAUUACCCUGGAGCGGACUGAGGAGACUCGUUGCCACUUCCCACCUAUCCAUGCUGGAAAGGUUCUGGAGAGGCUGGAACACAGGGAAUUCGGUUGCCCUACCACAACCACAGUUACCACCACAGUCAAGACCAGCACUACUGUGUCUGUCCCACUCACCACACUCUCAAGCACAACUAGGGCUUUUGUAGCACUUAAGCCUAGUGACAUGCCGUUGGAUGCCGCAGAUGACUCUCCCUUGCCCCCUGUCCCUGCUUCUCCCAGUAGUAGUAGCCUGGACCCGGAUAUGGAGCAAUGGUUUUGUCCUUCUACCACCUGCCUGAAUGGGGGUACUUGUCGAUUGGACCAGCGGGGUCAGGUGGAGUGUACCUGCCCACAAGGCACCUCUGGAAUCUACUGUGAGAUCCGUAAUAAUCAUCUACCCCCAUCACCUGAAGAUGAGGUGUCCAUGGCUCCUGUCACUGCAGAUGAGCCAGACAUCAGCUCACUUCAUGUGACCUCUACCUCCAUCCUGCUGGACCUUCACCGCUACAUUGAAAUGCGGCCCAACAUCCGUGGAAUACGUCUCACCUAUCGUAAUCUAUCUGGGCCUGACCGCAGGCCGGUGCAGCUCAGUGUGCCUGCAUCCUACCCAGAGUAUACACUUAGAGGCCUGAGGCCUAACUGCACCUACACUGUGUGCGCCAGUCCACUAGGUGCACCUAGUGGUAUGGACAGUGUCUGCACUGAGGCCCAUACAGCUGCUCAGCAGCAUAGCACCACAGGGGCACAGGUAAAGGACAAGAGGCUCACCACUAUGCUCGUGCCCGCCCUGGCCAUCUUGCUGCUUUUGGUCCUGAUAGCAGCCUCAGUGGGGGUUGCGUGUUACCUUCGAAGGAAGAGAGCCAAGGGCAACAUCGACCUAGACUGUGAGCCCUCCCAGCUGGAGCUUGAGGGAGUUAAGGAUGGUUUAGACAAUGGAGCAUUGCCUCAAAAGCACCCAGAACUCAUGAUCCCUGAGCCUGCUGUGCAGAAUGGCAAUCUUGAGUAUGAGGUGUUGCUACUACAGGAUCACUGUACAUCAAACAACAACAUGUCUUCUCACAAGCCCUCCUACUUCUGACACCCAGCUUGGUGUUAUCGAGACUUUAAGCAGGAUUUUAUUCCUUUACGCCGUUCUCCCAACUGGUGAACUACACAAACCAGCUAGUUUUGCUGGUGACAGUGAAGGAGAGCAUACCCACCAGCCAACCUGCAAUGGAGAAACUGAACAUAUAUUUAUCUCAACUCACUUCAGUUGUCUAAACAGACAUUAAACCAGUUCUAAAGGAUUUUUUUUGGACAAAAACCAAACCCCCCCCCCCAAAAAACAAACUCAAAGUGCCUUUAUUCCAUUUACAUAUGCUGCAUCCUGCCCGUUUCUUCAUUGUUCAUCAUCGUUCUUAUUCAUCAUUGUUGGACUGGCGAUCUCUCAGCUUGCCUGCUAAUAGCGAGCAGGGCCAAGGCCAAGUAACGCUGAGACAUCUGGUGUCAUAAUCAUUGGCUGGACCUCAGGGUCAAAGGUCAGGCGCCCUCCUUUGUGUGUUCAAAAGAAGGUAUGCACUGAAAUGAGGCUACGGUGCCAUUUCCCUGCAGUGAUGACGGGACAGCAAACUGACUUUUCCGCUACACGUUGUAGCACCUCAGCACUACCCGAAGGGACGAGUGCUCGCUGUGAAUGACCUUCAAGUCACAAAAUGAAGAGAUGUAACUUUCAGUCAAAAUGUCUGACGCUUGGAGUGCUUUAUUUGGAUGUAGUGCUCUCGUGAACUUGUUCUCUCUUGUUUUUGUAUGUACAUUUUUUUUUAUACUUGUGUCUUGAUAUUGCUUCUUUUUUUUUGUCCUUGCUUAACGAGUGUGCGACUAUUAACCAGCCCUGGCCCCCCACUCCGUGUGAUUUACAGACAGACAAAACAGCAGAUUAAAAUCUUUGAAGAUUAAACCGCAUUUUGUACCAGCAAAGUCAAUCAAAGAGCUUUACCCCGAGAGUUGUCAGACAGUCUAAGCACAUGUAAGUCUGGGCGGCCUCAAGGCUAAAUCCCCCUUCCCCGUUCCGCGACCCUCGCCCUCCUUUCCCCGCCGCGAAACAAGCAAGAGAUUACAGAUGUUACAAAGGGAAGCGGUCGGCUGAACCAGCCCUGCUUGUUUCAGCGCUGCGACGGGCGUCCGCCGUCCUUCCGGGGGGGCUCGCUUCACGUUCCCGUGACGAAGCCCUAGCAGAGAACGUCGAGGAUUUUAUUUAUUGUUUAUAAUCCCAGCGAGCAGAGACUCGGUCGCAGCCCUCGACCACAAAUCGCGAAAGAACAUUCGAGAUGGCCUGCGCAGGGGUUGUGUACUGUUGUUUCCCCCAAGGUAAAAUUAGCCUCUUCGGCGCACCGUAAAAAUUCACUUCGGCAGAAAAAAAGGGGGUUUUGGUCCUGCUCGCUUGCAACCAACCAGACAGACUAUGAAAAGUCCAGACGUAGUAGCACGGUGCACGGUGUUUAUUGGUGCUCUGGGCUGAGGGUAGCAGAACUUGUACGAGCGGCGUUGGGAGACCUUCGAGGACUGUUGUGGAGACGCAGAUCCAAAUCUGUGAAUGAGGAGAGAAGAAGUGCUCAAAGUAGCCUUUCAUGUGUCUGCUGCUACCCUGCUCCCGGUGUGUGUGCGUGCGGGUGUGUGUUUGUGUGUGUGUGCGUGAGUGUGUGUGUGUGUGUGGAGCAGAUGCAGCAGAUGCAGCACAUCUCUUGUCAACAUCAGUGAUAAAUGCUGCAGCAUGCUCCGUCUUGUGCGGAGACCUCAAGACCGUCAGGUUGCUACCGUCAUACCUUGACGGUUAAGCCGAGUUGAGGAGUUCAUUAAGGGCCCCUCGGUACGCCGCCUACUCGCCCCACGAAAACGCAACAACAAACGUCUGCAAAUCUCGUCGGAAUCUCAAGGGCGCAACCACAACGGCGAUUCUGCCGCCCAGAUAUCAUCGAAAACCACAAACGCAACUGGAAUAUUAUGACUGUAAAAUCAGGAUACAUUGAAGAUGAUGCGUUCUCUUAUGUGUUCGUCCAUUUUUCCCUGUUUAUUUUGGGAAGCUCUGUGUUUUGUAAGUCUUUUUCAAUUCAGUGAACUUGUUUGUACAAAUGGGAAUACGCGAUAUUAUCAUGAGGAAAACCGAAUAAAUGAAUAAUGGUGAUAACGACA